UUCCUCUUUUCCACGUGCAUUUCAUUGAACAAAACCACGCGUUGUUCAGUCUGAUCUUGACUUUAUUAAAUUUGACCAGAAAACACCAAAAAACUGUUAAAAUGGCCCAAAAGAAAGCCGUAACCGCCAAGGGCAAAAAGGCAACGAAUGGAGUGGCAAAACCUUUGGCCAAACGUGUUACGAAGUCUAUUAAGGUACAGGAAGAAAAGGAGACAGUAGUCGCCAAAUCGCCUUCCAAAAAAUCAAAAAAACUGCCUGUAAAGGAAGUGCCGCAGUCUAGUGAAGAGGACGAAUCGGAUGUCGAGAAGCAAAGUGACGAACAGGCACAGGACGACAGCGACUUUGAGACCGGAGAGGCAGCUGAUUUCAUUGAGGACGAGGCUGAGGAAGAUGAAGAGGACAAUAGUGACGAAGAGGAAGAUGAUGACGAUGAGUUGGAGCCUGGUGAGGUUUCCAAAAGCGAAGGCGCGGAUGAGGUAGAAAACUCAGACGAUGAUGAUGAAGCGCCUGUAGAGAAACCAGUUUCGAAAAAAUCGGAAAAAGUGUCGGAGAAAAAUAGCGGAAUUCCAAAAGUUCACGUCAACAAAAUUCCCCAGGGAACGCCUCAUAACCAGAUACUUUUUGUCGCCAACCUACCAAACGAGUAUCUCCACAAGGACUUAGUCGCAUUAUUUGCGAAGUUUGGACCACUUACCGCUCUGCAGCGUUUUACUAAUCAAAAUAAUGGCAAUACAGUUCUAAUUGCCUUUAAAACGCCAGCUGGAGUAGAAAAUGCUUUGCAGGCCAAGGCUAAAGCUUUAACCCUUGGAGACAAUGUUUUGUCUGUGUCCCUGAUGAGAAAUAAGGAAGAGGACAACGAACGCACGGUGACAGUUGGCCUGAUUGGAACCAAUGUUACCAAGACAGAUUUGAAGACCUAUAUUGAAAAGGUAGCUCCCGUGGAGUCGGUGACUUUUAGCGCUAACCGCCUUAAUCCCAAAGCCUUUGUACGUUUGGUGUCGGUCGAUGACGUACCAAAGGUUCUUAAACUGCACAGCACUGAGCUGUUUUCUCGCUUUAUAACGGUUUGUCCAUUGAAGCAAAACACGAUUACAAGGACCAGUGAGCAUACCUUGAUUAUCGAAAAUGUGGGCAGACACGAGUCUUACAGCUCCGACGCUCUAGAAAAGAUAUUCAAAAAAUUUGGUGAUGUUAAAGAAGUUGACGUUUUGUGCAGCAAACAAGUUUUAGCUUUUGUCACGUUCAAGGAGUCAGAUGCGGCCACAAAGGCUUUAGCUGAAGUCGAUGGAAAGACUAUUAAUAAUGUUGAGUUUAAGGUUCACCGAUUCGCUGACCGGGGGAGGUCCAUUCUUGUCACGAACUUGACUUCAGUUGUCUCUGAAGCCGACCUGCGAAAAGUGUUUAACGAUAGCGGCGAAAUUGAAACCAUCCAAAUGCUGGGCAAUAGAGCGAUAAUACAGUUCAAAGACGUUGACGGUUUCUGCAAAUCUUUCUUGGCUAAUGAAAGCCUUGUAAACAACAUCCCCAUUUUUAUCGAGCCAAACUCUGCGCUAAAGCAUAGAUGGUUAAAACAACGCUUAGCUGCUACUGGCCAAGCCCAAGGCCCGCGUAAGUUUCAAAAGGACUUCAAGCCCAACUUUGGCAAAAAACCAUUUAAUAAGCGACCGGCACAGGAGAAUGGUGGCAAAUCGUUUAAUAAAAGGGCCAGAUUUUAGAACUUGGAAAACUUACCAGAAUUAGAUUUAAGUUGCGCAGUACCAUAUAUACGGCCACAGCCCUAUAAUUCCAUACAGCUUGAUGUAAUGGAUUUAGACGAUAAGAGAUUCUUCUUUAAAUUUUACCGGAUAAAUGCUAUUCGUGUUUUAAACAGAUGUCGAUUUUUAUAAGCAUCGGUCAUGAAACUAAAUAAAAACAAUGCAACCCCGGAAAAAA
Drosophila yakuba is the source of this 1932-nucleotide messenger RNA. Its product is annotated as DNA-binding protein modulo. The record is from RefSeq and is a predicted model, not a curated record. Bases 102 to 1715 code for a protein of 537 amino acids. Lineage: Eukaryota; Metazoa; Arthropoda; Insecta; Diptera; Drosophilidae. Gene Ontology annotation, molecular function: RNA binding. The transcript has 4 exons.